Molecule: messenger RNA, 1212 nt
Organism: Pleuronectes platessa (European plaice)
Lineage: Eukaryota; Metazoa; Chordata; Actinopteri; Pleuronectiformes; Pleuronectidae
Product: inositol oxygenase
Exons: 10
Coding region: 163-1023 (286 amino acids)
Biological process (GO): inositol catabolic process
Cellular component (GO): cytoplasm
Molecular function (GO): iron ion binding; inositol oxygenase activity
Source: RefSeq, a predicted model, not a curated record
CCAAUUAGAUGAGGGUUGGGUUAAAAUGUGACUUGUCUAGUGUGUCCUGUAUGUAUACCUACCGUACAGGUCAAAAGCAGGGUAUAUAUAUGUGUACUUGUGCAGGGAAGCAGACAGUCAGUCUCAGAGGAACAACACAGCAGCUGCAAAUACUUCAUCACAAUGAGGGUCAUUAGUAUUGGUCCAGACCCAUCCCUGGCAUAUCGGCCGGACUUGGAGAAGAAUGAAAACAAAGUGAAGGAAGACUACAGGAACUUUGAGACUGGAAGCCUCAUUGACCGAGUCUUCAGGACAUAUAAGUUGAUGCACACCAACCAAACCCUGGACUUUGUAAAGAAAAAGCACUAUGAGUGGAGCGGCUGCAGCCACAGUCAGAUGGGGAUAAUGGACGCCGUCAUGUCCCUGGACCAGGUGGUGGAUGAGUCCGACCCUGACGUGGACUUCCCCAACUCCUUUCACGCCUUCCAGACCGCAGAAGGCAUCCGCGAAGCCCACCCUGACAAAGACUGGUUCCACUUGGUGGGUCUGAUUCAUGAUGUCGGGAAGAUCAUGGCUCUUUGGGAUGAACCUCAGUGGGCUGUAGUGGGCGACACCUUCCCAGUGGGAUGCAAGUACCAAAACUCCGUUGUGUUCAGAGACACCACCUUCCUCGAAAACCCAGACGACAAAGAUCCAAGAUACAACUCUGAAUAUGGGAUCUAUGAACCGAACUGCGGGCUGGACAAAGUCCUCAUGUCCUGGGGCCAUGAUGAGUAUCUCUACAGAGUUCUGAAGUUCAACAAGUGCCAGAUCCCAGAGGAGGGACUGUACAUGAUCCGGUUCCACUCAUUCUACCCCUGGCACACUGGCGGGGACUACAUGCAUCUCUGCAACGACAAAGACCUGAGUAUGAUGCCCUGGGUCCAAGAGUUCAACAAAUUUGACCUGUACACAAAGACCACCAACAUGCCCGAUGUUGACGAGCUGAAGAGCUACUACCAGUCUCUGAUCGACAAGUACUGUCCUGGAAUACUGAAGUGGUGAAACAGACGGCAGCGAUCUCAAUGAUGAAAACUAUAUGCUUUAUAUAAAACUAUAGCUGGGCUUAUCCUUAUCACAGAAUAUAUCCUUAGCAACUGUAUAUUUUAUCUUGUGCACACAUGUUCUAAAAAUGAAACUGGUGUAUAUGUAACCUAAUUGCGACACAUUUUCAAUAAAAACUUUAAAGAAAAA